Molecule: messenger RNA, 1220 nt
Organism: Limulus polyphemus (Atlantic horseshoe crab)
Lineage: Eukaryota; Metazoa; Arthropoda; Merostomata; Xiphosura; Limulidae
Exons: 9
Coding region: 113-964 (283 amino acids)
Source: RefSeq, a predicted model, not a curated record
UAUUAUAUUGAAACAGAGACCUGGGUGAAGAAAGAAUAGCCUAGCAUAGAAACAAAUCAUCAUUGAAUAGUAUACUUCUGUGCCCUGGUCGUAUUGAUUCCAAGUUCGAGACAUGAGAUCCAUCAUUCUUCUACCUGAUAUUGGUGACCCUCAUCCAUGUCCUUACACCGUGUCACAAGACGUAGACCUCAGGCUGGAAAAAAAGAAAUCAAUCAAGCGAAUCAAGGAUGACAAUUUGAAGAUAACAGCGCAGAGAUUCAGCACGGAUAAAAAGUUUGCCCGUGAAGUUAUUGGUUUGUUCUUAGAAGAUGUGAUCCAAGAGGACUUGGCCGAAGAAAUUGUGCAUGAGUCACUGAAAGAAGGAAUAAAUGUCAACAAGCUGCCUAUGCCGCCUCCUCAGGUCAAGACUGUGACAGCUGUUGCUCCAUUACCAUCAACAAAAGAAAUGCUAGUUCAAACAGAUCCCACACAGGAGGAGGAUGAAAUCUCGGAUGACGUUCUUGAGGAUCUCAUACAAGAUACAAUUACUGAAUUUCAAGAAGCAAACGUGCACACACUGGUAUGGACUACUGUUCUGGAUCUUAGCAGAAAAAUGAAGUUGCAGGAGUAUAUCGACAAGCUGACGAAAAACUAUAAAAAGCAUCUACUCGACGACAACACUUCUAAGAUGCUAAUGAAAAAAUUUGCUCGUUUGGAAAAAGAGAAUGAUGUUUCAGAGCAGUGCGAAAAAAUUGUCGACACCAUCACAUUUGAUGUUCUCCUAUGCCAGUCGUAUAAAUGGAAUAAUUCAAAGAAAAUCACGGACAAUUAUGCCUUCAAUAACUUGCAAAAUAAACUUUAUAAACAAUCGAUUGCGAACCGUUUGGCAGAAAGUUAUUUGACUCAAAUGGAAAAGGAUCUCAAAACUCCAGAUUUUUAUGAGCUGAAGGAAAAUCCACCAAGAGCAGCAGUUCGUGUGCGUUAAUACGCACUACAGCGCUCAUCUGAUUUACACCGAAAAGUUUUGUAUACAUUCUUUUGCCUAAAACCUAUAAAGAAUGGUCAACUUAAAAACGGUUUAAUUCCACAAGUUCGACGUCAUUAAAAGCUUUUUACUACAAACAGCUAGUUCAAAUCUUAAACAGGAUAUUUUGCUUUGCAACUUAUUUUAACUGUAUGGCUUCAUCAUCGUCCUUUCUCUCCGUAUUUAUUGUUUUUGUUCGUUGGAUAGGGUCAUUUAU